This is a messenger RNA of Rodentolepis nana, 2421 nucleotides long. The record is from the annotation of a GenBank genome assembly. NCBI's taxonomy places the organism in Eukaryota, Metazoa, Platyhelminthes, Cestoda, Cyclophyllidea, Hymenolepididae.
AUGCCAGUUCGACUCACCGACAUGCUAUCAAAAUUCAAUGGAAUCGAUCGAUGGCCACUGAUGAGCGUUCAAUUCUGGGGGGAGCCGUGUGCUGGGGAAUGGAAAGUCAUAAUCGAUAACUUGGAGGGUAUCGAUGGGUUCCUUCAAUGGCGAACUAUCAAAGAAGACUUUUUUCAGAAAUCCAAGGGUCAUUGGGAUUCAGUCUAUAUGAUCGCUUAUGGCACUGAAACUUUUCCCAUUCGUCUGAGAUCUCCCAAUAAGGAAAAGCCUCCACCUUCUGCUUGGUUCGAACGGUUCGCCCAAUAUGUGGUAUCUGAUCUUUCUCUUCCUCCCGCGGGAUAUUCGUGUCACAGUCAAUGCGCCAUGAAUGACUGCUGGGGACCUUCAGCAAGUCAAUGCGUCAAGAGUUGCAAGAAUUUCGUCACUGAGAGCGGCCAAUGUGUUGCAGCCUGCCCUUCGGGCACAACAGCCUUAAUCAGCUCAAUACGGGCUGUAAUCGGUGCCGAAAUCUCACCUAACUACGUGAAGGAGGCGUUGCGUUGUGAAAUGUGCUCACUCACCUGUGCAGAGUGUCUACGUCCGGGUUCUGAAUACGACUGUACAUCAUGCUCGGGAGAUACGUAUCUAGCACCAUUCCUUAGUCCCAAUAAACCAACGUCCUUCACAAACCCUUCUAUUGCUCGACUGAUCGCAUCGGCUGCGGCGGUGCGCGGAACAAAGGUGCUAGUUGGCUCCUGUGUUCCCCGAUGUCCCAGUCGAUACUAUGCCAACGAGACAAGCAGGAUAUGCGAACAAUGCACGCCGAACUGUGAGGAGUGCUCUGGACCGGGUGAUGCUUCCUGUUUGAAAUGCGUCGAAAAUUUCCGUUUCAUGGAUGGCAAGUGCACUUUUUCUACUGGAGCAAAUCGAUGUCCCAAGGGUAGCUUCCUACGCGACGAUGCUUGCUAUCCAUGUGACGAAGGCUGUGAUAUCGAUUCUUGUUCUGAGUACGGACUUUGUACAUACUGUGAUGAAGAAAACCGAUACAUGAUUGAUGGCCAUUGUAAGAAGUCCUGUCCUUUCGGUUUCUACCCGGCCUUCCGAUUGACAAAAGACGGUCUCUACCACUCGUCUGACAAGGGUGGAAGUGUCUGGGUUUGUGCACCAUGCCCGCCGGGUUGUGCAAAUUGCACCGCGUCGUCUGAGCAAGCUCAAGGUUUUGCAGUACCUCGCUGUGAUACAUGCCAUGAUGAUCUCAUUCUCCAUUCCGACUCGGGGCUCUGCACUUCUCCCUGUCCGAUUGGAACUCUCGGUCCGAACUGCUCAUGGACCUGUCAUCAUUCCUGUUUAACAUGUGCGGAGGAUUCAGACUCCUGUCUUCAAUGUCCUGCUGCCACUUAUUUAGCUUUUGGGGAACGUGAGAUCAACCACAUGAUGCCCUAUGCAAGUACAAAUAUUAGCGGUUAUGGCUGUGUAAAUGUCUGCCCUGUUACUUCCUACCCUCUUCAAAUAGGCGAAUAUGAAAUAUGCAUUCCCUGUCCUCCACUUUGCAAAUCCUGUUCUGGCCCUGGCAGAUGCACCUCAUGCAAUGAAGGCUACACAUUGAGCAAAACCGAUGGAAAGUGUGAGGCCGAGCACUCCUGUCCUCUGAUGACAUAUUUUGACGAAAACGAUAAACGAUGCAUGCCGUGCCAUUCUUCAUGCGCACGAUGCCGAGGUCCCAAUCCCACUGACUGUCUCGAAUGUCAUCGAAUAGUUGACAGCAAUUUAAAACCCUCCCCAGCAUGCCUAUCAAUACCUCAAUUCCCUAGAUUUAUGCAAUCCAAUGAAGCAUUCGAAUUUGAUACAUUCUCAGGACCUUGCAUACCAUGCUGUCAUGCCGGUCGACUUUUGGAAGUUGAACCACCUAAAGACUGCUUCUUCUGCCUUCCUAAUGAGCUCACUUGCACAUCAUGGUCAUUUGUUGGUGGAGGUGUCGAUCUUUAUGGAAAUUAUACGUACAAAUCGGACUUCACUAAGUUACCAAAUGAGUCAAUACCCAGUCUCUGGAACUGGCUGAAAUCGGAUCCCAUUCGUUUGAGCUUCUUCAUUACGGCUAUCAUAACGACUGUUAUCGCCAUGAUCUACCUCAUUUACUUUGUAAGUUUGCCUUUUAAACGAUUCCAGGGUUACUUCUUGGAGUUCUUAAUUCCAGCUGAUUCUCGACCUCUCAUUGCCUUUCAGUUGGCCGUGAAGUGCCCACGAAAGCAACACAUCCGCGACUAUCAUUCACUAUUUUUACGAAAUGGCGAAACCGGUUCACGUCUCUCCCAACGGUGUCCAGAAUCAGGUAGUUCGCCGGUCAUGUGUAUCCAAUCGCCUCCACCGAGUAGCAAUGGGACAACAAAUGGUCGGGUGCAAAGCCAAAGAUCUGAUAACCAGUCCACCAACCCCUCCUGUUAA